UUCAUUUACAGUGUACACGCACUGUACAUGUACACGUCCGUCACAUGAUCACACUCAACGAUGGCGUUCUCUGGGGCAUGGGCUCUUGUUCUUCCGCUUGCACUGUUUGUCGCAGGGUUUCAACCUACAAGCGCAGCAGCUGUCGAGUGGACUGUGAAUGGCACUAACAACGCUGUCUGCAUGAUAAUAAAGUUCGAUGGCCUGAUCCGCAUUCCAGACAAUCCCAAUCUAACCAAAUACUUCCAAACAGCCGAAGUCAUUGAUCCUCAGCCCAACUGCACGCUGGACAAACGAACCGUGCGUAUAGGUUAUGAAGGGUUUGCGGACCUUUUCAUAGAACUAACCUUUACUAAGUCAACUAAGACCUUCGCUUUGACGCAGGUCAGUGCAGCAUGGUAUCACAGAACCGAUACUGGCGACACCUCAGAGAUAACAAGAUUAACAGGACUACGGUCGUCCGAUAACCUCUUGCCGCAGUCCGUGUCUCUCGGAUGCUACUACUUCCAAGAAGAAGUAUCCAUUUCUUUCGACGACUUUAUCGUGGACAUGAAAGACGUCGCAUUUCAGCCGUUUGCAGGUUACGCCAAUAACAGCUACGGGACAGAGUUCACAGAUAAGGUUUGCCAAGUUCCAAGUGGAGUGGGCCAUGUCGGCGGUGACGUCAUGCGCAACGUGGUAUUGGCGUUCAUCUCGAGCACUUUUCUGUUAUGGCUUAGGGUCUAACAAAAUCAACACCAAAAGUGCCAUACUUUCAGGUAAAUUAACUGUGCGUAGCAUUUGGAAUUAGACCUCGCUGAGGGCUUUAAUAGAGAAACGACUUGUCUAGCGUCACCGUGUGGCCCUGUGUUUGUUUCAGACGCUGCUUAGUUAGCAAUAGUUGACAUUAAGUUUUAUUGGAGACUUUGUCACCAACUUCUUGUCAAGACACGGGUUCCUAUGCACCGUUGUCAUUUUAUAUUUCGGCGCUCGUAGACUAGUACAUGUAUUGGUAACACGUUUGAACUCUCUUUGAUAUAUAAAUUAGUUUAUUAGGUUGAGUGCAUUCGAUUAGUUUAUACGGGGCAACCAUGACCAGGUAAUGGCUGUGUUUGCCCACGGACGUCACAUAAAAAAUCUGGACUCGCAAAGCCUUUUACCGAAUGAAGCCACCGGCGGCCAUUUUACUUGCGAUUACAUAGGCGAUGGUUGGCUCGCUUGCCCAGGGGUGGAUCCAGGAAGUUUUGCAGGGGGGGAGGCCGGGGAUUUUUCAUUGUCUCAGUUUUGCAGACAAGCGGAAAUGAAGAUGAAACAUUACAUGACAUUUGUGGUCUCAGAGCGGGGGGUCGACCACCUACCCCCUCCCCUUCCCGAUCUGGCGCCUGUUUCUAUUUUUUUUAUUAAAAAUGGUGAGCAAGCUUUUGUAUAACGUUGUAUUCGCCUUGUUAGGAGGGCCGGUCGGUGGCCUGAAUGACCAGUAAGGGCCUCUUAAGGGCUUCAGGUCCAGAUCUUUUUAUUUGAAGUGCGUGCGUGCGUGCGUACCGUGUCAAACAAAUAAGACAAGGGGACGAGGCUAAACUCCUAGUCAACUUGUUGAAGCGACUGUAAUGCCAAAUAAAAGUUCAUUGUUAUUAAUGAAUAGCUAUUAACGCAUGAAAGAUGUUGAUACAUGUACACUUAGUGAACAGUUUAGAUCGAUAAAUUAGUGUACCAAGGUAGCUGAGUGGAUGAGACCGCUUAUACAUCGAUGGGUUUUAUAAUACCUGGUAAAUUGUCAGCAAAAGUGACUCGUACAAACUGUUAAAGUGUAGCUGCAAUGAAUAUUUCUUCGACACACGUUUUUUGCAUGUUUGUACUUUUCUUCAAUGUGUGAAAA
Messenger RNA from Acanthaster planci (crown-of-thorns starfish), 1852 nucleotides. RefSeq lists its product as uncharacterized. The record is from RefSeq and is a predicted model, not a curated record. NCBI's taxonomy places the organism in Eukaryota, Metazoa, Echinodermata, Asteroidea, Valvatida, Acanthasteridae.